CGGAUGUCCACCUCACUUUAGCGCGGGUGUUGUUCGUCCCACGCUCACUCACGGCUGCUUCCAUCUAUCCCUGCACUUCUCUGCGCUCAUCAAUUAGGCACAAAUUAAGCCGUUUCUGGAUGCUUUAACCGACACCCUUCCAGAACUUUGAAGAGGAUUGUUCUCCGUGGACGAGAGGCCCGGAUAAGUUUUGUUUUUCGGAGUGCAGGGGGAAAACGGUUAAGAAGAAGCGGAACGCAGUCAUGCCCUCAGUGAUGGAGCGCUCGGGGGCUGGGGUCCUGUCCAGGAGCAGAGCCAAAACAGUCACCAAUGGAAACAGCCAACCACACUCAGAGGAGGAGAGCAGCGACGAGGAGCAUGCUCAUGACAGCAUGAUUAGAGUUGGAGGAGACUACCAAGCCCAGAUCCCAGAGUUCAAACCAGACAGUCCGACCCGGUACAAUGAGAAGGACCAGAGGAGCAUGCUGGUCUGGUGUCCCAACAGCCAGCUCUCAGAUACAAUGUUGGAUGAGUACAUCCUGAUGGCUAAAGAAAAACAUGGAUACAACAUGGAGCAGGCGUUGGGGAUGUUAUUAUGGCACAAACACGAUGUGGAGCGCUCACUGGCCGACCUGGCCAACUUCACGCCUUUUCCAGACGAGUGGACGGUCGAGGACAAGGUGCUGUUUGAGCAGGCCUUCAGCUUCCAUGGCAAGAGCUUCCACCGUAUCCAGCAGAUGCUUCCAGACAAGCUGAUUUCCAGCUUAGUGAAGUACUACUACAGCUGGAAGAAGACCAGGACCAGAACCUCCGUCAUGGACCGACAGGCCAGGAGGCUCAUCAACAAGAGAGAGAAGGAUGACAGUAAUGAUGAGAUUGAGGAAGGGGAACCGGGCAAUGAGAGCGACUUUGAGAUUGACGCCAAGAAAGAGGCAGUGAAGCAGAACCCCAGCAGCACCAGCUCAGACAAAGCCACCCCCAGCCGGUCUGGGCCGGUGAAGAAGGAGAGUAUCGGGGCUCAGUACAGACACCAUCCCCUCAGAGCUCGUCGCAGACCACCCAAAGGGAUGCACCUGGACCAGGCGGACAUCACGGCUCUGUCCACCUCCAACGAUGCAGGAGUUCUGUCCAUACGUCAGCUGGACACCCAGCUGGUGUCGCUCAAGAGACAGGUUCAGUCGAUCAAACAGACCAACAGCAGUUUGAAACAGAGUCUGACUGAAGGUGUUGUUGCCUUCAGUCCUGCAGAGCCUGCCCUGAAGAUGAACUCUCGUUGGACCACAGAGGAGCAGCUGCUGGUCGUGCAGGCCAUCCGUCGCUACGGUAAAGACUUCACAGCCAUCGCUGAGGUGAUCGGCACUAAGACACCCCCUCAGGUGAGUUCGUUCUUCGUCAGCUACAGGCGGCGCUUCAACCUCGACGAGGUGCUGAGGGAGUGGGCCGCUGAGCAGGUGGCCACCAGCCGAGACCAGAGAGACCCCAGGAGGAGCGGCGAGGAGGUGGCAGCAGCUGCCGACGGAGGAGUCGAGGAGGAGGAGGAGGAGGUCAAGAUGGACAACUCCCCCACAGAUCCAGCCAGCAGCUCCUCUCCCCCCUCCGCCUCAGUCACCCCUUCCUCCCUUUCCCAGCCGCCCCCUCUGCUGCGCCCGGCUCCACCCUCCGCGCCCCCGAGCCUCCUCCGGCAGCCGCCUCCUCUUCAGACGCGGCCGCUCCAGAACCGAGCGCCGCACAACCACCCUCCCCCUCCGCUGAUCCGGCCCGCGGUGACGACCUCCUCCUCCAUUCUCAGGGGUUCUCCUCCCAGCUCCUCCUCCACCUCUUCUGCUUUAUGCCAGAUUCCUCCAUCACUGCUCGGCCUGAAAGUAGAGCAGCCUAAUUCCCACUGAUCCACCAGUUUGGAAACAAAACACACAAAUUGGCGUCUAUACAAACAUCUUCAUCAUCAUCAGCUGGGAUAAUUUUAUCACUCAGGUCUUUAAAUGACCCCUUUUACUGCUACCUCCAGCCCACAGCUACACAUCCAUCCAACAACUUUAAGGAUUAACACUAAACACAGAAUCUAAAGGAGAAACUGCAUCUUUUAGCUUUUGAUUAUUAUUUGAUUAAACAACCGCUGAACAUCCGAAUAGUGAAACAGAAACAAACCUUUCUGUACCCGUAGUUGAAAUCCUACAGCCGCCUGUCAGGAAAACAGGAGGAGUUUCCUAUCUGAGCCUAACCUGCUUUUAAAGACGGGUCAUGUGAAGAAUUCGCUUUUAUUUCUGAGCUUUGCUUUAAAUUUUAGAUCCUGAAAGAUGAGGAAAAGGAUACAAAAGUGUAGAGAAGCUGAGUUUGUUGUUGUGGCUUUGAUAGUUGAAUCUGUUGCUUCCAGCUGGAGUUAACACCUCCAGCUCUUCAGUCAUAACCGUGUGAACUAGUUUAAACUGGAGUGAUGUUUAAGGUUUUGUUGACUAGGUGAGUCCUAGAUAGACUAUAGUGACUAUAAGUAGUUUAGAUUAUGCGUACUUAAUUGUGACUGAGCACAGAGGAGCAAAUGACAAGUUGUUCUCACUGACUGAAAACUGAAUACAGGCCUGUGUGGAGAACCUGUUGAACUCCAUCUGUGUCCAAAAAGAGUCUGAAGAAAAACUCCCCUUCAGUCUCCGUUUUUACGCUAUCAGACAAGACGACAGGAAAGUGUCACUGAUAACAAAAGAACAAAAACAAACUGACAGAAAUCUUUUUCUUUGAGGAUAAAAACAUACCAAGGGUUCGUUCAGGCUGCAAGAGAGAGCAAGACUUUCAGCAGAUAACAUGAAGGCUGAACAAAGUAAAACUUCUACAGGCAGGCUAUAAAAAUGUGAAAACUGGCUUUUAGAUGAAGAGAAAUCUGUAUGGGUCACAGCUCUGAUGCAUCAGGAUGACUCCUGUUGAUAUUUUGGAGGAGAUGCUGAGAUUAACGGCAGCUUUCUGCUUGUUAGACUCAUCCGAUCAGGAAGGAGGAGGUGUAGAAGGUCUGAGGAGAUCUGGAGGAACUUCCUGCUGCAAUUUCAACCACUUGAUAACUUAAGCCAUCACAAGGAAAUGUUGCAUUUUCUGUCCCCAUUUUGUCUCCAGCAUGCUCUUUAAUGCUGCCUAAUGUUAUGUGAUGCGUUCAUGAACAAGUUCAGACACUGUUGAGUCUUCGGGACGAUGUUUUCCUAAAGUAUCCUCUUCUCCUUCACUUGGACACGAGUCCUAACUGGAAACAGAAGCAGUCCCACUCACUUGGUUUGGCUUUAAAGAGGACUGCCUUUUGAUUUGUUUUUUUGUUCGUUUCUCCUAAAAACAAAAAUAAAAAAACCUGCUUGUUUGUUUGUACCAUAUGUGAGUUGUUUACACUGUGGAGACAGAACUGAUUCUGUCAAACAUUUUUGAAUAAAACCCAAAAUGAUCAGUUUUAA
Molecule: messenger RNA, 3401 nt
Organism: Girardinichthys multiradiatus
Lineage: Eukaryota; Metazoa; Chordata; Actinopteri; Cyprinodontiformes; Goodeidae
Gene: rcor2
Product: REST corepressor 2
Exons: 14
Coding region: 243-1865 (540 amino acids)
Biological process (GO): negative regulation of DNA-templated transcription; regulation of transcription by RNA polymerase II
Cellular component (GO): histone deacetylase complex; transcription regulator complex
Molecular function (GO): transcription corepressor activity
Source: RefSeq, a predicted model, not a curated record